Manis javanica (Malayan pangolin) is the source of this 2409-nucleotide messenger RNA. RefSeq names its product claudin 5 (gene CLDN5). NCBI's taxonomy places the organism in Eukaryota, Metazoa, Chordata, Mammalia, Pholidota, Manidae. Gene Ontology annotation, cellular component: bicellular tight junction; membrane. The record is from RefSeq and is a predicted model, not a curated record. Gene Ontology annotation, molecular function: structural molecule activity.
CGUCCCCUCCGAGGGCCAGAGCAGGCGCUGCAGCCCGGCCCCUGGUCGCUCCUGGGAGCAGGGCCCGCUGGGAACUUCCCCAGGUGGCGUCGCCGAAGCCGAGCCUCAAGGACGGGGGGUGGGCGGCACCCCCGGAAGGGGAGCAGACGGCCAAGGCCGGGGGUCUGGGAAGCUCCGGCUGCAGGAACAGUGAGGGUCUCCGGGGGCUGUGGAAAGGUCCCCGCUUCCUGCUGGGGCCUCAGGCCCCAGGGAGGCGGUGAUCUGUGGGCGGUGGCACCGGGCAAGACCUUGGACGAGGCUGGAGCCCCGGGCCUGACCCACACAGGCCUGACCGGCCUCCCGGACUGUGGGGGAGACAUUCCAGGAAUCCGAGGGGAGCCGCGCAGCAGAGGCGCGCAGGAGGGCCGGGGUUGGGCUUGGACUCCAGGGCGAGCAUCCCGAGGAACAGGCCGAGCAGCGCCUGGCUGACCUGGGAGAUGGGGCCGCGGGAGGCCCCCACGCAGGCCUCUGCUCGUUGGUGAUGUUGGGGGUUGGGGAUGGGGUACCCGCGGACCUUGGCCCACGUAAGAUUGGAGCUGGCCAGGUUGGUAAAGACCACUAGGUUCAUUCAGGGAUGUGGCUGAAGUUGGUCCAGGGUUAUUCAGCUCCCGAAGCGGCCAGGCUGGGACCUACAAGGAGGCGGUCCGCGGGGCGCGCGCGCAGGCUCCCAGGACGGGCCGUAUCGCACGGGGCUGCGACUGGAACGGCUGCGGACGCGGGCUUCGGGGGAGCGGCAGGGCGGGGAACUGACCCCUCACCCUCCGCUACCCGCAAGCGCAUCUUCCCUAACCCCCCCGCUGUUGGGGGCGCCUGUGAUUGGCUGCAGGCCGAUGGUCGGCGCGUGGAUUGGCGGCUCGGGGCCUGGGGGCCGGACCCGAGGGGCAGAGUCCGCCCCCGAACCUACAAAUGGGAAGCCCCCCGUAGGCGUCCGCAGAUUCAAGGCUGUGCUGCAGACCUCCGGGUCAGCGGGCGCGGACCGGGGGCGGUGAGCCGAGCGCGCGGGCGCAGAGGCACCGAGGCCUGUGCAGGGCGCUGAGCCGCUCGGCCGAGGCACUGCCGCGCCAGCCCGGACGCCCCGGGGCCGUCGGGCGCGCGUCUCGAUUCCAGCUAUGGGGUCGGCGGCACUGGAGAUCCUCGGCUUGGUCCUGUGCCUGGUGGGCUGGGUGGGCCUGAUCCUGGCGUGCGGGCUGCCCAUGUGGCAGGUUACCGCCUUCCUGGACCACAACAUCGUGACGGCGCAGACCACUUGGAAGGGGCUGUGGAUGUCGUGCGUGGUGCAGAGCACGGGGCACAUGCAGUGCAAGGUGUACGACUCGGUGCUGGCGCUGAGCACCGAGGUGCAGGCGGCGCGGGCGCUCACCGUGGGCGCAGUGCUGCUGGCGCUCGUCGCGCUCUUCGUGACCCUGGCGGGCGCGCAGUGCACCACCUGCGUGGCCCCCGGCCCGGGCAAGGCGCGCGUGGCCCUCACCGGGGGCGCGCUCUACGCGCUCUGCGGGCUGCUGGCGCUCGUGCCGCUCUGCUGGUUCGCCAACAUCGUGGUCCGCGAUUUCUACGACCGCACCGUGCCCAUGUCGCAGAAGUACGAGCUGGGCGCGGCGCUGUACAUCGGCUGGGCGGCCUCGGCGCUGCUCAUGUGCGGCGGCGGCCUCGUGUGCUGUGGCGCCUGGGUGUGCGUCGGCCGCCCGGACUUCAGCUUCCCGGUCAAGUACUCAGCACCGCGGCGGUCCACGGCUGGGGGCGACUACGACAAGAAGAACUACGUCUGAGGACGCGGGGCACGGCGGGGCCCCUUGCAGCAGCCAUGCCAGUGAGCCGGAGGGCGGGCCAGGGGAGCCCCGCGUGGAAGGCCGCCCCCGCUGGGGUACGCGGCGCACAGGCUACGCGGAACGCCGGAUUCUGCACCCGGACGCGACCCAGCGACCGGCCCCUGCCCGCGCUCCGCUCUCAGCUGGCGAUGUGCACUUGGACCUGCGGGGUUGUCUUCGCCCCGGACUGGCUCCGACACGGGUGGGGCGCAGGUUCUUCGACUGUGUGGACACUGGACUGGAGGUGCCGCUCCCCUCCCAGACCCUCAGGUUUUGGGUGCCGCCGUACUCCCAGCGGCCCCUGCUGAUUCCAGCGGGGCAGACGGAGAGCCUCAGCUCCCAGCCUGGGCUGCUGGAGGGGGUGUGUACAGCUGGUCUUUACCCCAUCAGUGGGGCCUGAGCCCAGUGGUACCGAGAGACUUGGUCUGGACCUCCCUGCCUCACCCCAGCAGCUCCCCAGGCGAGGCUUAUGGGCACCAGAUCUAGUGUGGGGCUAGGGCCCGCCCUCCUUCACCGCUUGGGGGGAGGGUAAAAUUUUGCUUAGUAAAUGGUUUAAAUACCCUCC